Colletotrichum orchidophilum is the source of this 1059-nucleotide messenger RNA. RefSeq lists its product as uncharacterized. The coding region runs from base 1 to 1059 and encodes 352 amino acids. Gene Ontology annotation, cellular component: membrane. Gene Ontology annotation, biological process: transmembrane transport. Lineage: Eukaryota; Fungi; Ascomycota; Sordariomycetes; Glomerellales; Glomerellaceae. Gene Ontology annotation, molecular function: transmembrane transporter activity. The transcript is spliced from 3 exons. The record is from RefSeq and is a predicted model, not a curated record.
AUGUCAAGUCAACAAGCUUCUGCAACGCACGAUGCCGCCGCCGGGGCCGCAGAAAAAGCGACAGAUUCCCCGGCCUCCACGAAGGAGGUGUUCGCGCCAGCUCCGGCGCAGGACACGGGUAAUGACCCCCCACCCAUGCAUGAAGCAUGGAAUCGCCCCGGCACCAACGCCUUCAGAGUAUUCAGCUGCUUCUGGAGCCUUCUGAAUCUAGGUGCCUUCGAUUCUGCCUAUGGACUCCAGAAAGCCUACAACGUCAACUACAUCACCGUUUCAUUGAUGUUUCUUUCGCCCUUGGUGGGAUAUGUUGCCUCGGGAGUUCUCAACACUAGACUCCACAACGCUGUUGGCCAGCGCGGCUUAGCCGUCCUCUGCGGCGGAGCCCAUGUGCUGUCUGCCGUGAUCAAUGUAGUACACCCGCCUUUCCCUGUAUUGGUCGCCUCGUUUAUGCUCGGCGGUCUCGGCAAUGGACUCGCAGACGCCGCGUGGAACGCGUGGAUAGGGAAUCUGGAGCGUUCGAAUGAGCUCCUAGGCUUUCUCCACGCUGCGUAUGGCGUUGGGGGGAUCUUCAGCCCACUCAUUGCCACGGCCAUGAUUGCGCGAGCAUCCCUCCCCUGGUACACAUAUUACUACGUCGUACUGGGAAUAUCUUUGAUCGAGCUACUUGUGUUGACCUCGGCUUUCUGGAACCAUACCGGGAGUCAUUACCGAGAUGAAAUGGCCUCCUCGCAAGGGACCAAUAUUCAGUCCGUCAGUAUGCGAAAAACUCUGACGACCCUCCCCGAAGCACGUAUCGCCUGGCUAUCGGCGUUGUUCGUGCUCGUCUACAUCGGUGUCGAGGUCUCUGUGGGCGGAUGGGUCGUAGAGUUUAUGCUACACGUCCGCAAAGGCCCCGCCUUUGCCAGUGGCAUGUGUGCCACAGGCUACUGGCUCGGCAUGACUGUUGGUCGAAUUGUGUUACCUUUUGUAACGAACCUCAUCGGUCCCAAGAUUGGCGUGUCUGUAAGUCGAUCACCCUGCCUUCACCACGACGGUCCCUCUGCUUUCCGCUCCUCUGACUGA